Molecule: messenger RNA, 2000 nt
Organism: Alosa alosa (allis shad)
Lineage: Eukaryota; Metazoa; Chordata; Actinopteri; Clupeiformes; Clupeidae
Product: cylicin-2-like
Exons: 16
Coding region: 154-1863 (569 amino acids)
Source: RefSeq, a predicted model, not a curated record
CUCCUCAUCAUCUUCAAGUAGCUCCUCAGAUAGCGAAAGUGAGGAUGAAAAGGAGAAGAAGAAGAAGAAGAAGAAAAAAAGAAGAAGAAAGAGAAGUCAAAGAAAAAGACUGCAGGCAAUGCUGCUUUAUCUGAGUCAGGACUUGUCACCGAUAUGGCUGUUCCCUUUACUGAAGGACAGGAUGAGGAGCUGAUGAAGUGUAAAGAUGAUAAGUUAGAUGGAUCUGGUUCAUCAUCGGAGAGUGAGGAUGAGAAAAAGAAGAAGAAAGACAAAAAGAAAAAGAAGAAGAAAGACACAUCUAAAAAGAAGAAAAAGAAGAAGGAUUCCAGCUCCAGCAGUUAUUCCUCUGAUAGUUCCACAGACAGUUCUAGUGAGGAUGAGAAGAAAAAGAAAAAGAAGAAAAGAAAGAAGAAGAAGAAGAAGAUGAAGAAGAAGAAGAUGAAGAAGAAGGAUUCCAGCAGCUCAUCUUCAGACAGCUCCAGUGAGGAUAAGAAGAAGAAGAAGAAGAAGAAGAAGAAGAAGAAGAAGACAAAGGGUAAAAAGGACAAGAAAGAUGAGAAGAAUAAGACUCAGGAGACCGAGGAGGGCGAGGAGAAAAUCGAAGAGGACAGUGUGAUUGGUGUUUCCUCCACUGCGGACUUCCCAUCUGGAUUCUCCUGUGUGAAGGAGGACGAUGACGGACACAUGAGUGAUGAUGAAGGAGAGGGACCGGAGGGGGAGAAAAAGGAAAAGAAAAAGGAGAAGAAAAAGAAAAAGGAUUCUGGAUCUUCCUCCUCUUCCUCUGACAGCUCCUCUUCAUCUUCAUCAGACAGCGAGGAUGACAAAAAGGAAAAGAAGAAAAAGAAAAAAGAUUCCAGAUCCUCUUCCUCAUCAGACAGCUCAUCUUCUUCAGACAGCGAUGACGACAAAAAGAAGAAAAACAAGAAGAAAGACAAGAAAACAAAGAAGAAGAAGAAGAAGAAGAAGAAGAAGGGGUCAGGUUCCUCCUCGUCUUCAUCGGACAGUGAUGAUGACAAGAAAAAGAAGAAGAAGAAGAAGAAGAAGAAGAAGAAGAAGAAAAAUAAUAAGAAGAAGAAGGGUUGCAGCUCCUCAUCUUCAGACAGUGAUGAUGACAAGAACAAGAAGAAGAAGAAAGACAAGAAGAAAAAGAAGAAGAAGGACAAGAAAAAGAAAGAUAAAAAAGAUUCCUCCAGUUCCUCGUCAUCUUCAGACAGCUCCUCAUCCUCUUCAGACAGUGAGGAUGACAAGAAGAAAAAGAAGAAAAAGAAAGACAAGAAAAAGAAAGACAAGAAAAAGAAAGACAAGAAAAAGAAAGACAAGAAAAAGAAAGACAAGAAGGACUCUGACAGUGGAGAGGAUAAAAAGCAGAAGGACAAGGAUAAGAAGGACUCCUCCUCCUCCUCUUCAUCAGGGAGUGACAAGGAGAACAAGCCCAAGAAACCCGAGCAGGGAGGAGAAGGAGAUGGCGGGCAGUCGAGGGAGGACUGCAGCCCUGGAGGACUGCACGGGCUAGACAAGUUCGAACCCCCCAAAGGGCCAUCCACUUACAAGUUCGACGAUGACUAUAAAUUCAAGAGCCAUCUGGAGCCAAAAGCCAAGCCGACCUCGCUGUCUAUCUCCUCCCAGCUCGCUGUCACAGACAACAGCCUCAGGCCCACGUCCCGCUAUGAGAGCUCCACCUCCGCCUCGCUCCGGUCCCCGAGGAGCCCCACAGCGAGGCCUGUUAGUGCCAUGGAGUCCCUCAUGGGGGACCCUGGCAGGGCUGGAGGGGCAUCUGGUGUGUCUGGGACCAGGUCCUCUCUGGUCAGGUCCAGCGACAUACUGCGUGGGCCGAGACCAUAUGAGCCAGCAGGGGGAAAAUAAAAGAGGAGGAUAGCGGCAGCGGCUCAGAGUGUCUCUGACCGCCAGUAGCCUGCUCAGUGGCAGUCUGGGAAGAUGGAAAUAAAAAAUCCCGCUGUCACAUUUGAGAUGGCAGAGAUGAAAUGGCGGCGGUCAAUUUU